AUAGGAACCCGCUCACCCAUCUGACAUAGUUUGACACAGUACUCGCCUCUUAUCACUAAGGCAAAAAAACCAGUUCAUCUUCUUCCCCCUAUAUGCCAUAGGAAUUAGUACUAAUUAGCUUCAACCAUGCUCUCUCUGACGAAUUCAAUUCCAAUUUCUUCACAUUUGAGCGACACUCGUUUUAACUUUCUUUCUCCAAGCGGCAGCAGAAAUCUUCGCCGAGUUACACUUGUUUGCAGCCGUCUUUCGUUCCCGCAGAGGAACAUAUGUAGGUGCUCAACCACCGAGCAACCGCCACCACAACGGCGCAAACAACGGCCGGCAAAGCAGUCCGACGAGGAGAAAGGCAUCGAUCCUGUUGGGUUCCUCACCAAAUACGGCAUUACCCAUAAAGCUUUCGCUCAGUUUCUUCGUGAAAGAUAUAAAUCAUUGAAGGACUUGAAGGAUGAAAUAUUGACUCGUCACUUCAGUCUCAAGGAGAUGUCUACUGGAUAUGAAUUACUGGGUAUGCAUCGCAACGUGCAGCAUCGAGUGGAUUUCUUGGAGUGGGCUCCAGGUGCUCGCUACUGUGCUCUAGUUGGUGACUUUAAUGGGUGGUCAACAACUGAUAAUUGUGCCAGAGAGGGUCAUUUUGGUCAUGAUGAUUGUGGGUAUUGGUUUAUUAUUCUUGAAGAUAAAUUGCGUCAAGGAGAAGAACCUGAUAAAUUGUAUUUUCAACAGUACAAUUAUGUGGAUGACUAUGAUAAAGGUGACACUGGCAAUACCAUCGAAGAAAUCUUUAAAAAAGCAAAUGAUGAGUAUUGGGAACCCGGAGAAGAUCGCUUCAUUAAGUCACGUUAUGAGGUGGCGGCAAAGUUAUACGAGGAAAUGUUUGGCCCAAAUGGACCCCAAACGGAAGAGGAACUAGAAGAAAUGCCUGAUGCAGUGACACGGUACAAAGUCUGGAAAGAGCAACACAAAAAUGACUCAGCAAGCAAUUUGCCAUCGUAUGAUGUGAUGGAUAACGGAAAAGAAUAUGACAUUUUCAAUAUUAUAGGUGAUCCCGAAUCGUUUCAGAAAUUUCGUAUGAAGCAGCCUCCUAUUGCUUACUGGUUGGAAACUAAAAAGGGAAGGAAAGCUUGGUUCCAGAAAUAUAUGCCUGGUUUACCUCAUGGAAGCAAAUACAGGGUGUAUUUUAACACACCAAAUGGGCCUCUUGAACGAGUUCCCGCAUGGGCUACUUAUGUCAUUCCAGAUGCCGAGGGGAAGCAAGCAUUGGCAGUUCAUUGGGAACCACCUCCGGAAAGUGCUUACAAGUGGAAACACAAGCAUCCUCUCAAGCCUAAGUCAUUGCGCAUAUAUGAAUGUCACGUCGGUAUCUGCAGCCAGGAACCAAAAGUUUCUUCUUUCAGUGAUUUUAUUAGCAAGUCACAGAAUUUCCUGGCUAUUAUACUCUUUUGGAAGGAACUUUACUCUUCUUGUAUGUUGUUAAUAGUUCAAGUCAACAGGAAGUUUUCUGUUUUUACAUAUUACCUGAGCAGGCAGAGAUCCUUGUUUCAAUCUCAACGCGCCUAUUAUCAAAAAAAAAACUUUCAGUGCUUGACCCGUGAAAAAGAACAACACUGCACAUUAGGGGAAGAGCUUGGACUGCUUGUCUUUUUGGAGAUUGUGCACUCUUAUGCAGCAGCAGACGAAAUGGUUGGAUUAUCGCUUUUUGAUGGAACAAAUGACUGCUAUUUCCAUACUGGUAAACGCGGAAAUCACAAAUUCUGGGGCACACGGAUGUUCAAAUAUGGAGAUCUUGAUGUUCUACACUUUCUUCUUUCAAAUCUGAACUGGUGGGUGGAGGAGUAUCAUGUUGAUGGAUUCCAUUUUCAUUCACUCUCAUCCAUGCUGUAUACACACAAUGGAUUUGCUUCAUUUACUGGUGACAUGGAUGAGUACUGUAACCAGUAUGUUGACAAGGAGGCCUUAUUGUACCUCAUAUUAGCAAAUGAAGUAUUGCAUGCUCUUCACCCAAAUGUGAUCACGAUUGCCGAGGAUGCAACACUGUAUCCGGGACUUUGUGACCCAACUUCUCAAGGUGGACUGGGCUUUGAUUAUUUUGUGAAUCUUUCUGCCUCGGAGAUGUGGCUUGCAUUACUUGAAAAUACUCCUGAUCAUGAAUGGUCCAUGAGUAAGAUUGUUAGCACAUUAGUGGGCGGCCGACAAAAUGUUGAUAAGAUGCUUUUGUAUGCUGAAAAUCACAACCAGUCCAUUUCUGGAGGUCGCUCAUUUGCAGAAAUACUGAUUGGAAACUCCUCGAAGAAAUCUCCUAUAUCACAAGAGUCAUUCCUUAGAGGAUGCUCGUUGCACAAGAUGAUCAGAUUAAUUACAUCUACAAUUGGUGGUCAUGCAUACCUCAACUUCAUGGGCAAUGAAUUUGGUCACCCAAAGAGGGUUGAGUUUCCCAUGCCAAACAACAAUUUCUCAUUUUCACUAGCUAACCGUCAGUGGGAUCUGUUGGAAAAUGACGUACAUAAUCAAUUGUUCUCAUUUGAUAAGGAUAUGAUGGACUUGGAUGAAAAUGGGAGAAUUUUGUCGCGAGGUCUUGCCAAUAUUCACCAUGUCAAUGAUACUACCAUGGUGAUUUCUUACUUGAGAGGCCCCAAUCUCUUUGUGUUCAACUUUCAUCCUGUCAAUGCAUAUGAAAGAUACACUAUAGGUGUGGAAGAAGCUGGAGAAUAUCAAGUCACAUUAAAUACAGAUGAAAAGAAGUAUGGCGGUAGAGGACUGAUUGAACAUGAUCAUAUUGUUCAAAGAACCGUUAGUAGAAGAGCUGAUGGAAUGAGAUUUUGCUUGGAAGUGCCUCUACCAAGUAGAAGUGCUCAGGUCUACAAGUUGACUCGAAUUCUUAGAGUAUGAUUGCUCUAGUUGUCAUAUUGCUUCAUACUAUGACGUGAACGAAAGAAUGAGCUUUGCCCAUUAUACUUAUCAGUCAGCGCCUCUUCCAAGAUGGGAUUCUUGAGAACAAGCUGUUGGCAAGUCAGUUAUCAUGAACUUUUUGCCUUCGAUAUCUGGAUGUGCAAAUGGGGCAUGGAAGAAAAUGUUGGCUCUGCCAUAGGGGCCAAAAGCAUCUACUGACAAUCGCAAACCAGAUUAAGAUUUCAUAGGUCUUGAGCGAUACCAUCUGUCAGUUUAGGGUAUAUGAGGGCAACAAAGUGAAGUUUUGAAUGAGAAAGGUUCACUUUUAAGGAAGUAGCCAAUAGAAGAUUUGUCGAAAGAUCUUCUUUGGAGUUAACAAUGUAUAUAAGAGCAUUCAAAUCGACGAGAAACUUCAAUUUUACAUCGGAUAUUUAGUUAUCCCUUUAAACAUUGUGUCUGUUAAGUAAUUGAUUCAAGAUCUCCGGAAGGUGUUUGUAAAUCGUGUGUUUCUUGUUAAUGUAUAUUUACAAAGUGUAUGUGAUAGAGGAUGAAGGGACAGAAAAGAAAAAGAGAAUCGUGAAGACCACCUCUGGUGGUUUUCUAUGGAGUUUUUGGAGAAUUUUUGAAAUACAAAAAGGUGUAUGUGAAAUAUCAAAGUGAAGAUGAACUAGGAACUGGUAGUGUUCUCUCCCAUCGAUUUGCUAUGCGUAUGUCUAAAUUGGCAAAUCUUGAUUUGUAAAUGAUCAGAGUAGGGUUGAACCAAAUGUAUCAACUAUGUUUCAAUGCCAAAUCAAGUAGAAAUCGACCACAUGAAAAAUUUAUAUUCA
Molecule: messenger RNA, 3710 nt
Organism: Nicotiana tabacum (common tobacco)
Lineage: Eukaryota; Viridiplantae; Streptophyta; Magnoliopsida; Solanales; Solanaceae
Source: RefSeq, a predicted model, not a curated record